ACGCACAUAAUAAUAAUAUGAUUACUUUUGAUGAUAAAUAAUAAUUAUAUUUCAUCUAUCGUUAAUUUUUCUUACACAAUAUUAUCACAGUCACCAACGACGUAAAAGGAGUUAAUAAGAAAGUAUGUAUUUAUUUUUGAAUAAGCAAAAAAAUAUCAUUGACCGAUUGACAGUUACCACAUUCUCAAAAGUCAAGUUAUUAAACGAAACGUCGGAGCGGUACAUCGCCAAUGUAAACAAAAGACAAAACGAGCACUUACAAGCAGAGUUUCACAUUUAUAAAAUAAAUUAACAUAAGAGGACGCGGUAGCACGGGUAGAAGAAAUAUGCCAAAUAAAUUAAAAUAUUUCAUUUUAACCGGCGACCCGGGAGUUGGAAAAACAACACUUACGAAAAAGUUAUGUGAAGCAAUUCAAAAGUUGGGUACACAAGCUUCGGGUUUUUACACAGAAGAGGUUAGAAAAGAUAGAAUUCGUCUGGGAUUUGAUGUAGUGACAUUGGAGGGAGAACGAGGCCGGCUGGCGAGAGAUCAGAGCUUAUUGACAGAGCCAGUGAAGUACAAUGUUGGGAAAUAUGGAGUCCUGGUACCUGAGUUUGAAAGUAUCGCCUUAUAUAGUAUGAGGAAGCUCCCGCCUCCGUCACUUCUUGUAAUAGAUGAGAUAGGUAAAAUGGAGUUUUUUAGCGCGCCGUUCAAAUCCCAGGUAAAGGAGGUAUUCAGCCCAGGCUCGGACUGCUUUGUUUUGGCCACUAUACCUAUUAGAAAGGGAGAUCCGCUCAUCGAGUCUGUAAGGAGUAAUAAGGACGGGAAAGUUUGGGUGGUAACAAAAGAAAACCGGAACUAUAUUCACGAUGAAAUAUUAAAGGAAAUGAAAUUAUCACUAGAGAUUUCGUAAUUAAGAAUUAUGGAGUCAAGUGUUUUACGAUAACGUGCUUUAUGGUGUUAAAUAACUACGCAUGACUGAUAGUUAAUUAAAUAUUUUUUUUUAUUGUUA
This is a messenger RNA of Cydia pomonella (codling moth), 992 nucleotides long. Its product is annotated as cancer-related nucleoside-triphosphatase homolog. The coding region runs from base 327 to 893 and encodes 188 amino acids. Lineage: Eukaryota; Metazoa; Arthropoda; Insecta; Lepidoptera; Tortricidae. The transcript is spliced from 4 exons. Gene Ontology annotation, molecular function: ribonucleoside triphosphate phosphatase activity. The record is from RefSeq and is a predicted model, not a curated record.